Molecule: messenger RNA, 936 nt
Organism: Olea europaea var. sylvestris
Lineage: Eukaryota; Viridiplantae; Streptophyta; Magnoliopsida; Lamiales; Oleaceae
Product: pathogen-related protein-like
Exons: 3
Coding region: 77-802 (241 amino acids)
Source: RefSeq, a predicted model, not a curated record
AUUCGCUUUGCUUAUAUAAAUGUAGCAAGCCUUGGCCUCAAUUCCCAGUCAAAAGUCUUGAAGAAAAGCUCUUAACAUGGCAACUGAAAAUCAAGAUCCUAUUCAAAUUGCAGCAGAUAAGUAUAGGUCUUUCUUGCACGAAGAAGCACAAAAUACAGAGUGGAGACAUGGUGGCCCUCCUAUAUACGAUGAUGUCAAUAAAUUGUUCGAAGAAGGCCGAACCAAGGAAUGGCCUAAAGGAUCACUUGAAGAGGUAGUUCAAAAUGCUUUGAAGUCAUGGGAAAUGGAGUUGUCACACAAGACUCAAAUUCAAGAUUUCAGAACAAUAAAUCCUGAAAAAUUCAAGCUCAUCGUUAAUGGAAGAGAGGGCCUAUCUGCAGAAGAGACGCUGAAAAUGGGGAGUUACAAUGCAUUGUUAAAGAGUUCGAUGCCAGAAGAAUUCAAAUAUUACAAAGCAGAUGAAGAGAGCUUCGAGUCAUCCCACGAUGCUUUUCGAGUGGCACUUCCCCGUGGCUUUGCAUGGGAAGUUAUAAGUGUUUAUUCAGGUCCACCUGUGAUUGCUUUUAAGUUUAGGCACUGGGGUUACUUUGAAGGUCCUUUUAAAGGACAUGCUCCUACUGGAGAAUUGGUUCAGUUUUAUGGGAUUGGAAUUCUCAAUGUUGAUGAAUCACUAAGAGCAGAAGAUGUGGAGGUUUAUUAUGAUCCAACUGAGCUUUUUGCAGGACUGCUUAAAGGGCCUUUAAUUUCUGGUUCAGAGCGCACAGAUUCUGCAUCUUCUCAUAAAUGUCCAUUUAAUAUGUAGAAAUUAAAUAAUCAUCCUACUAUUGUACCAAGACGAAAAUCUAUUCAAUGGACAUCGAUCUUAUCAAAUUUCUGGAAAUGUGUUCUUGUAGAAAUGCAUGAAUGUAUGUAGUGUUUGAUAGAGCUUACAAGUUA